This is a messenger RNA of Oncorhynchus nerka (sockeye salmon), 1132 nucleotides long. RefSeq lists its product as uncharacterized. The record is from RefSeq and is a predicted model, not a curated record. Lineage: Eukaryota; Metazoa; Chordata; Actinopteri; Salmoniformes; Salmonidae. Bases 118 to 750 code for a protein of 210 amino acids. The transcript has 2 exons.
CACAGACAGCAAAGCUUGCAGAUCAUCCAAUCAACUUCUCACACGGCCUCAUACAGAUCUACAGGGACACCGAGCACCAGAGAACAAGAGAUUACAUUUAAUCUCACCAGGGGUACCAUGGUUCGAACAUUGAACAAUAUGAAGGAGCUGAGAGGUUCUAGGUUUGGUCGUCCCUCACCCAGGCACGGACUCAAGCUCCUUUUCUGGUUCGCCAAAGAUCACAUCGUCAUCGAAAAUGGCAACCCGACGGUUACAAAUUGCGACCCCAAAAAGGGAGACUUUGGAUUCCAUUACUUCCAGAACAGACGUGAGUGUGAAAACAACAAGAGGCUGCUUCCUUGUAGUGAGUACCCAUUCUAUGAGGUGGGCAACCUCUACCUCCUAACAUCUAAAUCCUUGCCUAAAUAUGUCAGUAAGGGCAACACUCAUCAGAUAGAUGCCAGCAACAUGGACCGCCUCAUCAUCAGUAUGCGUCCAGACAUGAUAGUGGAUAAGGUCUAUGUGACCCAACACGAAGACCUGAAGAGCUUCAACCCGGUCAACACCUAUUGCAUCAGCAGGGAGUUGCUCAUGAACAUACGUCGCCAUUCAUUGACAAACUUCCUGGAACAGGCGGGCUAUAACACCCAUGAGUCUGGGGAUACCAGGAUUGAUAUGGAAGGUGGAUCCAGAGCUCCACCCAGAGCUCCACCCAGAGCUCCACCCAGAGCUGCACCAGGCUUCUGGGAAAGCUACUGUACCAUACUGUAACCAGGCUUCUGGGAAAGCUACUCUACCAUACUGUAACCAGGCUUCUGGGAAAGCUACUGUACCAUACUGUAACCAGACUUCUGGGAAAGCUACUGUACCAUACUGUAACCAGGCUUCUGGGAAAGCUACUGUACCAUACUGUAACCAGGCUUCUGGGAAAGCUACUGUACCAUACUGUAACCAGGCUUCUGGGAAAGCUACUGUACCAUACUGUAACCAGGCUUCUGGGAAAGCUACUGUACCAUACUGUAACCAGGCUUCUGGGAAAGCUACUGUACCAUACUGUAACCAGGCUUCUGGGAAAGCUACUGUACCAUACUGUAACCAGGCUUCUGGGAAAGCUACUCUACCAUACUGUAGAUCAGUGUCCUUUAGUCCUGGU